AUGGCUGGUGCGAUCAAGUCUGCCAUUCUCGGUUACCCCCGCGUGGGCACCAACCGUGCCGCCAAGAAGGCCAUUGAGGGCUACUGGGCCGGCAAGAUCUCCGAGCAGGAGCUCCAGGACGCCGCCAAGGCCAUCCGCAAGGAGCGUUGGGAGUCCAUCAAGAACGCUGGUGUUGACUACAUCCCGAGCGGAGACUGGACUCUUUAUGACUCGCUGCUCGACCACUCGUUCAACUUCAACGUUGUUCCCGAGCGUUUCGUCAAGCAGGGUCUCUCCCCUCUUGACACCUACUUCGCCAUGGGCCGUGGUCGCCAGGACCGCGAGAAGGGCAUCGACGUUGCCGCCAACGAGAUGGGCAAGUUCUUCGACUCCAACUACCACAUCGUCAAGGUCGACCACUCGCCCAACACCGAGUUCAAGCUCGCCCGCAACCAGUGGCUCGACGAGUACAAGGAGGCCAAGGACCUCGGCAUCGAGACCCGCCCUGUCGCCUUCGGCCCCAUCACCUACCUUGCCCUUGUCCGCAAGUCCCGUGACGCCCCCGCCGACUUCAAGCCCCUCGACCUCCUCGACAAGCUCAUCCCCGUCUACGUUGAGCUCCUCAAGUCGCUGAAGGAGGCUGGCGCCAAGGAGGUCCAGCUUGACGAGCCCAUCCUCGUCACCGACGCCGCUGAGCAGUGGGGUGACCUCUACAAGAAGGCCUACUCUGCCCUCGCCGAGGUCGGCCUCCCCAUCACCCUCACCACCGCCUACGGCCGCGUUGGCAAGUCCAUUGACUUCAUCAACGACCUCCCCAUCUCUGCCUUCCACAUCGACGUCAACCGUGAGCCCGGACAGGUCGACGAGGUCAUCUCCAAGAUCAAGGACUCCAAGAUCAUCCUCGAGCUUGGUCUCAUCUCUGGCCGUAACAUCUGGAAGAACGACCUCAAGGCCUCCAAGGAGAUUGCCGACAAGGCCGUCUCUGAGCUCGGCGCCGACCGCGUCCGCAUCUCGACCUCGUCGUCGCUCCUCCACACCCCCCUCACCCUCAAGGUCGAGACCAAGCUCACCCCCGAGCAGGUUUCGUGGCUCUCGUUCGCCGACGAGAAGUGCGCCGAGGUCGCUGCCCUCGCUGCCGCUCUCAACGGUGAGGAGACCGAGAUCUACAAGCAGAACGGCAAGGACAUUGAGUCUCGUCGCGAGUUCGAGCGCAAGUCCGACCCCGCUGUCCGUGACCGUGUCGCUGCCAUCAAGGAGGAGGACCUGAAGCGCAAGAACCCCUUCCCCGUCCGUCGCGAGGCCCAGCAGAAGAAGCUCAACCUCCCCAAGUUCCCCACCACCACCAUCGGCUCCUUCCCCCAGACCAAGGAGAUCCGUGUCGCUCGUGCCAAGUUCGGCAAGGGUGACCUCACCAAGGAGCAGUACGAGACUGCCAUGGAGAACGAGAUCAAGAACGUCGUCGACAUCCAGGAGCGCCUCGACCUCGACCUCCUCGUCCACGGUGAGCCCGAGCGUAACGACAUGGUCCAGUACUUCGGCGAGCAGCUCAACGGCUUCAUCUUCACCCAGCUCGGUUGGGUUCAGUCUUACGGCUCGCGUUACGUCCGUCCCCCCAUCGUUGUCUCGGACGUCUCGCGCCCCGAGCCCAUGACCGUCCGCUGGUCGUCGUACGCCCAGUCGGUCUCCAAGAAGCCCAUGAAGGGCAUGCUUACCGGCCCCGUUACCAUCCUCAACUGGUCGUUCCCCCGUGCCGACAUCUCCAAGGAGGUCCAGGCCAAGCAGCUCGCUCUUGCCCUCCGCGACGAGGUCGUCGACCUCGCCAACGCCGGCAUCUCGGCCAUCCAGGUCGACGAGCCCGCUAUCCGUGAGGGUCUUCCCCUCCGCAAGGAGGACUGGGACAACUACCUCAAGUGGGCUGUUGACUCGUUCCGUCUCUCCACCUCGGGUGUUGAGGACGAGACCCAGAUCCACUCGCACUUCUGCUACUCCGACUUCGGAGACAUCUUCCCCCACAUCCAGCGCCUCGACGCCGACGUCAUCUCGAUUGAGGCUUCCAAGGCCGACCUUAAGCUCCUCCAGACCUUCGCUGAGCACGGCUACUCGAACGAGAUCGGCCCCGGUGUCUACGACAUCCACUCGCCCCGUGUCCCCUCGCAGCAGGAGAUCCAGGACCGCCUCGUCGAGUUCGCCAAGGUCAUCAACCCCGACCUCCUCGUUGUCAACCCCGACUGUGGUCUUAAGACCCGUGCCUGGAAGGAGACUGAGGAGUCGCUCACCAACCUCGUUGCGGCCGCCAAGUGGGCCCGCGAGAACAUCAAGGCCCAGACACCAUAA
Messenger RNA from Trichosporon asahii var. asahii CBS 2479, 2313 nucleotides. RefSeq names its product 5-methyltetrahydropteroyltriglutamate-homocysteine S-methyltransferase. The record is from RefSeq and is a predicted model, not a curated record. Gene Ontology annotation, molecular function: 5-methyltetrahydropteroyltriglutamate-homocysteine S-methyltransferase activity; zinc ion binding. The transcript has 3 exons. Bases 1 to 2313 code for a protein of 770 amino acids. Lineage: Eukaryota; Fungi; Basidiomycota; Tremellomycetes; Trichosporonales; Trichosporonaceae.